UUCAAGAUUUUUUCCUAACAAGCAAAAAAAAAACAAAACUUGUAAACACAACCAAUAAUCUAUCUUUGUAAACUGGAAAAUUAUGGCUAUUGAAGGUAACCGGAGGCACACUUUCGCCGCUUAUUUGAAAUCGGAAACCCUCGCCGCCGUCGACGAAACUUACCACUCAGACGGCGAUCACAACCGCGGCGUUGACAAAAACGCGUUUAGCGAUUCUCAGCGACGUCCAAGCAACGCAUCGACCACUAGCAGCGAUUCUCAGUGUCGUCCAAGCAACGCAUCGACUCCUAGUAGCGACUCAUCGUCCCCAAACUACCCACUUUCUCCAUGGAACCAAACUUACUAUCCACACAACGACAAUACGACGCCGUUUUCUUCGUCUACUUCUCAGUCCCCGUGGAACCAAUCUUGCUCUCCUUACCACAAAUCCCCUUGGAUUUACCAAACCAGGAACAGCGAUUUCGAAGACGAUCCUGAUAACGGUUUAAUCGGUACGGUCGUUAGACAAGAAGGACACGUGUACUCUCUUGCCGCUUCCGGUGAUCUUCUCUUCACGGGAUCCGAUUCCAAGAACGUUCGGGUCUGGAAAGAUCUGAAAGAUUUCUCCGGGUUUAAAUCCACUAGCGGGUUUGUUAAAGCCAUUGUGGUAACCGGAGAUAACCGGGUUUUCACCGGUCAUCAAGACGGUAAAAUCCGGGUUUGGAGAGGAUCAAAGAGAAACCCAGAGAAAUACUCACGAGUCGGAAGCUUACCGACUCUGAAAGAAUUUCUCACCAAAUCGGUAAACCCGAGAAACUACGUCGAAAUUCGCCGCCGGAAAAACGUCCUCAAGAUCCGACAUUUCGACGCCGUGUCGUGUCUGACCGUAAACGAAGAUCUCGGUUUGCUAUACUCCGGUUCGUGGGACAAGACGCUAAAAGUCUGGAGAUUAUCAGAUUCGAAAUGUCUAGAAUCGAUCGAGGCUCACGACGACGCGGUCAACACGGUGGUCGCCGGAUUCGACGAUUUGUUAUUCACCGGAUCAGCCGACGGAACUUUGAAAGUGUGGAAACGAGAGCUUCAAGGGAGAGAGACGAAGCAUGGUUUGGUACAGGUUUUGAUGAAACAAGAAAACGCCGUUACGGCGUUAGCAGUUAAUUUAACGGACGCUGUGGUUUACUGUGGAUCUUCUGACGGUUCCGUUAAUUUCUGGGAACGGAAGAAAUAUUUGACUCACGGCGGGACGCUUCACGGCCACAAAACGGCGGUGUUGUGUCUAGCCUCCGCCGGGAGCUUGUUGUUGAGCGGAGGAGCGGAUAAGAAUAUCUGCGUUUGGAGGAGAAACGUCGACGAAACGCACACGUGUCUCUCUGUUUUGAUGGAUCAUGACGGACCUGUUAAGUGUUUAACGGCGGUGGAAGAAGCGGAGGUUGAUAUCGACGGUGAAAGUAACGGAGACGGCGGAGAGAAAGGGGAUCGACGGUGGAUAGUGUACAGUGGGAGUUUGGACAAAUCGGUGAAAGUGUGGCGCGUGACGGAUUACGCGUCUUAAGAAUUAUUGACUGCGUUAGUCAACGGCGCGUGAUUGCAUAAGCGCGUGAUGAAAUGUUUUACGCGGCCCGGCCCGGCCCAUGUGAUUGUUGUUCUGGGGAAAUUUAUUGGGAGGCAGAUUAUGGUACAAGUGAUUAACCAAUCAUAAACUGCCAUGUCAUGUGAUUUUGUCUUCUUCUUGUGAAGUUUGAUAAAAAGUCGUGUGCCCUUUUGUUGGUUAGAUCUUUUCUCUGUGAUUAGCACAUACUUUAAUCAUGUGUAGCCAGAAGAAGAAAGAAGGUGGAGAAAAGAUAGGAAAAGAAAGAUUCUGCUACAAUGAGAAAAUAGAUAAAGAAAUCUUUUAAAUUGUAAACAAUGUAACUUGUUUGUAUAAUAAUAUAUUGGGUUAUGUUUGAUAUGGUUGUUGUCAUUGUUGAAUA
Eutrema salsugineum is the source of this 1949-nucleotide messenger RNA. Its product is annotated as protein JINGUBANG. Lineage: Eukaryota; Viridiplantae; Streptophyta; Magnoliopsida; Brassicales; Brassicaceae. Gene Ontology annotation, molecular function: protein binding. Bases 83 to 1531 code for a protein of 482 amino acids. The transcript has a single exon. The record is from RefSeq and is a predicted model, not a curated record.